AUGGGAUGCAGCUGCAAAUGCCAAUGUGGAAGUAAAUCAGACGACCCUGCACUAGAAAUUUCACAAAUAACUAUUAAAGUAACCCUCACAUAGGUUCUCGAAGAUGAUCAAUACUCUCUAAUUUCUAAAAAACCCACAAAUUAUGCGCGAUCUCAAAAAAUUGACUCCACAAUGCAAUCCGACUCAAAGUUUUUUUCCUCUCCUGAUCUCUCUGAAAAUCGCAAUCAAUUUGACGCUAUGACUUUUCACCAAGCUUCCAACGAUCUUUCUGAACAAAUUAACUAUCAAUUUUCUGAAAACAAUCCAUAUAAUCAGAUUUCUGCGCAAACUAUUUCAGAUAUUUCUCAAGAAAACUCAUAUCAAGCUUCUAAAAAAACGCCUUAUCAAUUAUCUGAACAAGUUUCUUAUGAUAUUUCUGAACAAAUUCCUUAUGAGCAAGCUAUAAAAUCUAUAUCAAAAUUCCCUGCUUCCUUUGUAACGUUAUGAAGCUCAGAUGAUUUUUUAUUAGAAGGAGAGUUGAUGAGGUAUCGCCCAGGAAUUUCUCGCCAAUUUGUAGCUCGAUGAUGUCAAGUGACAAAUUUUGAGUUUAUGUACUUCAAAAACCAAUACUCAGCCCAAUGCUGGUUUGACAAGCCUUUAUGCCUAGUUCCGCUUUCUGAGAUAAAAAAUGUAAAAAGAGCGAAAUUCAAAGUUCCGGAAAAGCAGCAAAAAUUUAAUAAAUCCAAUAACUUGUAUAGUUUUUUCAAUAAAAGCAAUAAUAAAAAAUAGGAAAUAAUGCUUUAUAUGGAUAAAUUGAUUGGCUGCUCUAAUAACCUUAUUGUUUUAUUUUCUCGAAUUAAGAUACCAAUUCGAGAUCUUUUUGAAUGAAGAAGACCAAAUGACAGAAUUAUCGAGGCAUGCAGAUGAAAGUCCAAUCAGUCAAGUUUUGAUGCUAAAAGCAAGCGUUAACGACUUAAAACAAAGUGUAGAAAAUGGAAAACUUAUGAAAAGGCCUGUUAGAAGUGAAUCCCCAGAAAAACAAGAAAAGAAAGGAAACUCUAAGAAGGGCCAAGGCUAUGAAAGAAUAUCUUGGAGCACAAGAGAAAUUGAAUGAUUUACUGCAGAGAGAAGAUUACUUUUUAGUGCUCAGGACGAAGCCUCUUGUUUAUUGUGGAUAAGCACCAUCCAAAAUGCUAUAAAAAAUCUUAAAUAA
Messenger RNA from Blepharisma stoltei, 1192 nucleotides. NCBI's taxonomy places the organism in Eukaryota, Ciliophora, Heterotrichea, Heterotrichida, Blepharismidae. The record is from the annotation of a GenBank genome assembly.